UUUUUAGGUCUUGCUAUAUUAAGACAUUGUAACUGUAAAAUAGUGUUAUCUACUUCUAUACAUAGCACAGAGCAUUUAUUGUAGUUACAUGAUUUAAAAACUUCAUCUUUCUUGUUCUUAAACCAAACUUUCAUAGCCAAUACUAAGAGAGACUACUGUGCCCAAAACCUUCUAUGGAUACCCAAACAGACAAGAGUCAGACACAAAAGGAAGAUCAGAAACACCCACAUGACUCAGUUCCUCAUCUUCUACUAGAUCUAAGUCUCUCCAGCAAGGAUUCAGGUGAUGACUCAAAACCAGAACUCAACCUCCUCAAUUGUUUGGAUACAAAUUUAUCAGAAAACUCCUCAGAAUCUAGUCAAGGAAAUGAACUGGAUCCCCGGGUAUUCUCAUGCAACUACUGCCAGAGAAAAUUUUAUAGUUCCCAGGCAUUAGGGGGACACCAAAAUGCACACAAGCGUGAAAGAACUUUGGCAAGAAGAGGAUACAAAGCUGGUGCUGCAGUUUCAUUAGAUUUUGGACAGAGGUACUCUAGUAUGGCUUCUCUUCCUUCACAUGGCUUAUGUAACAAACCACUUGGAAUUCAGGUGCAUUCUAUGAUUAACAAACCUUCUUAUCAAACACCCUUUUUUGGUUUGUGUCGUUCCCAUGGCCAAAACGGGUGGCUGAGGCAGCCUUUGAAUUCACAACCAGCUAUUGGGAAGCUUUCAUGGGGCAAUUUUCAUGGUGGAACAGAAACUGAAUCAUCCUUGGCCGGUGGCAUUUCAAGGUUGGGGAAGUUUUCUACAAGGCUUGUAACAGAAGGAUUUGGAGGUUACUGGUUGGAUAGCAUUACCCAUUUGAAGUCUAAACAAGAGAAGUUGCAGAAGCUUGACUUGUCCCUCAAGCUCUAAGUAGUCACCCUUCAACAUGCCAUAACCAAGUUUAUUCCUGUCUUUUCUCAUUGGCCAAGAGCUUUCUACCUUUUUACUUUUUACUUCUUUUGUCCUCAUGUAUCUCUUGUUCC
Molecule: messenger RNA, 1006 nt
Organism: Gastrolobium bilobum
Lineage: Eukaryota; Viridiplantae; Streptophyta; Magnoliopsida; Fabales; Fabaceae
Product: zinc finger protein 1-like
Exons: 2
Coding region: 174-893 (239 amino acids)
Biological process (GO): negative regulation of abscisic acid-activated signaling pathway
Source: RefSeq, a predicted model, not a curated record